UUCCGGCUUUUCAGCUGUGAGCUGCCAUAUUUGCCGCUGCUUACUCUUUGCUGUCAAGGGUUUCAGCAUCAGGAAAGGGUACCUAUUUACAGUUCCUUGUUUCCCAUUGGAUCUUUUGCCUCUUGCUUUAACGGAACAUAUUACUGGAAAUGACUACUCGAUCGGAACGGGAGAAGGCACAAAAAUUAAAUGAACAACAUCAGGCAAUUCUAGCUAGAAUGUUAAGAGAAGAAGACAACAAAUACUGUGCUGACUGUGAGGCAAAAGGUCCAAGAUGGGCUUCUUGGAAUCUUGGUGUAUUCAUCUGUAUUCGAUGUGCUGGAAUUCAUAGAAAUUUAGGGGUUCAUAUAUCUCGAGUCAAAUCGGUCAAUCUUGACCAAUGGACACCAGAACAAAUGCAGUGUAUGCAAGAAAUGGGAAAUACAAAGGCCAGACAAAUUUAUGAAGCCAAUCUUCCAGAAAAUUUUCGAAGACCUCAGACUGAUCAAUCUGUAGAGUUUUUUAUCAGAGAUAAAUAUGAAAAGAAAAAAUACAUGGACAGAAGCUUUCUUAAUGGAACAACGAUGUCCUCUUCUGAUGCUUCUCUGCCUGUGGCAUCUUCUCCUUCUCUACAAGCUGUUGCUGAGAAGAACAGAUUAGAGAAAGAAAAGGAUAAAAGAAAAGAAGAAAAAAGGAAAGAAAAAGAACCAGAAAAAUCAUCAGCCAAACCUCCGCCUUUUGAAAAGGUGAAAUCGCCCCAGAAGAAAGAAGAACAGCAGUCAGAACAAAAAGCAAGUCCAAGAAAGGCAGCGGAGCCCACAGUCGAUCUGCUAGGACUGGAUGGUCCAUCGGAAGCACUUCUUGUUAAUGGAAGCACCACUACAACGUCUGCACUGAAUGACGACUUAGAUAUUUUUGGUCCAAUGGUCUCUAAUCCAUUACCAUCGUCUACUACUACUGAGGCCAGUUCCACUCUGCCAUCCGUAGCCGCCUCAUCAGCUGCACCAGGGGAGCUCGAUCUGUUCACUGAGCCAGCCACAAAAUCGGAUGAUGCAGUAAAGAAACCACUCUCAAAAGAUUCAAUCUUAUCACUGUACGGCACAGGCACCAUACCACAACAAAAUGCUCCAGGGAUGUUUAUUGGACCUUCCCAGAUACCAUAUCCUUCACAACCAGCAGCCAGCUUUCAAGGUUUUCCUAAUAUUGCAGCACCUAUGCCUGCAGCUACUGGUAUAAUGGGAAACAUGAUGGGACAGUCUGUGCCUAUGAUGGGACAAGGUGCUGGAAUGAUGGUAGGCAUGGGAUUACCCAAUGGUUUCAUGGCAAAUACGCAAGCUGGUAUGGGACUUCCUCAGAAUAUGAUGGGAUCGCAAACGGGAAUGGUGGGAAAUAUGAUUGCUCCACAGAAUAUAUAUGGCAUGCAACAGAAUCAGCAGGCACAGUGGACUCUCGCUCAGAUGAAUCAGCAAAUGGCGGGCAUGAACAUCAGUGGAACCAGUGGCAUGAUGGGUUUCAGCCAGCCUGCAAACACAAUUGGAGGAUGGACGGGGAGCUCAGCGGGUCAGACGCUAAGUACUCAGCUGUGGAAAUAAUAACAACAAAAAAUAAAUAAAUAAAAAAAGAAAAAAGAACUGUAUCAGAAGGAAUACCACUACAUCCAUCUCCCAGUCAUUCCAUGCUCAGUUGUGCAUAUAUAUAUAUAUAUAUAUUCCCAGUUUUAUUCAUGUAAAUAAAUCCUUGUUUAUUUCCAGUUGUUAAUAGUUUAGAUAGUAAUCAAUUUGAUCUAGUCAGUCUCUCACUUCAGAUGGAUAUAACGAGUGACUGAUUUGAGUUUAUGAACUGGCAGCUUUGCUGUACUGUUACAGAACAAUGAAAAAAAAAAACAUAUAACUGAGAAAGUUGUAGAGUUAUUCAUAUUCCAAUGUAUUCUUUAUUUUAGACAAAGAAAUAGUUUCCCAGUAUGAGGGAUGUAGUUUGUCAUGGUAGUAAUAAACAGUGUAGCCCCUUCAAAAGGAACCAGAGAUUUUGUGAAAAAGCAUUGUAUGAGCAGAUGUGCAAUGAUAUAUUAUCUAAUUAAAACUGUUUCUGUAAACGCAUCUUCUGGUAUACAAGCCAUAUUUGUUUUUGUCAUCCAUUUCAUGUGGUGCUUGCAUCACCAAGAAGCACAGUUUUGAAUGUUCAAUAAACCUGGAUGAUGCAAUAGUUGGAACUCUUGGAGUGGAAUUUAAAAGACUUUGAAGGAGCAUGUGACGUGAUUCAGUGAUCAACUAUUUACUUAAUACUGAAUCUCACAUAUGAUGCUGAUACAUCUAGUAUGUCUACCAAUUUUUUCAACAAAUAACUGAAAUAUGUGAACAGAAUACUUCAGUGCAAACACAGGGAAUAUUUCGGUGCAUCCUGCUUUAAGGGAGUUGCACAUUGCACUUACACGCUUACGUGAUUGUGUGCAUCCAGGUUUAUUACCGUAUUUGUGUUUACAUUUUUAUGGUGCCUAGUCUGGAUACGAUUGUUUCUCUGUAUUAAAGCAGAUUAAAGUACUUAGAACCUGG
This is a messenger RNA of Protopterus annectens (West African lungfish), 2528 nucleotides long. It is a transcript of the gene SMAP1, whose product is annotated as small ArfGAP 1. Gene Ontology annotation, molecular function: metal ion binding; GTPase activator activity. The record is from RefSeq and is a predicted model, not a curated record. The coding region runs from base 150 to 1571 and encodes 473 amino acids. NCBI's taxonomy places the organism in Eukaryota, Metazoa, Chordata, Ceratodontiformes, Protopteridae. The transcript is spliced from 11 exons. Gene Ontology annotation, biological process: regulation of clathrin-dependent endocytosis.